CCUCUGUGGGAAGCCAGGGAGGGAAAUCGAAGGAACAAGGAGUGCAAAAGAGUUUGGAGGAACCAAGACGGAAUCAUGGAAGGUCUCCGGAGACUGUUGCGUAAAUUCAUGUGCGUCCGCAAGCAGCUGAUCCUCCUGCUGACCCCGCUCGUGCUGCUGCCACUGGUGUUCGUCAUGCCGCCCAAGGAGGGUAAAUGCCUGUACGUGGUGCUCCUGAUGGCGGUGUUCUGGUGUACGGAGGCUCUCCCGUUGGCCGUGACGGCCAUGUUGCCCGUGUGCCUGUUCCCCACCAUCGGCAUCCUGCCCUCCCGGAUGGUGUGCCCGCAGUACUUCCUGGAGACCAACUUCCUGUUCCUCAGCGGCCUGGUGAUGGCGUCGGCCAUCGAGGAGUGGGGGCUGCACCGCCGAAUCGCCCUCAAGGUCCUGCAGAUCGUCGGCGUCAAGCCAGCAUGGCUGAUCAUGGGGAUGAUGAUCACUUCCUCGUUCCUGUCCAUGUGGCUCAGUAACACGGCAACCACGGCGAUGAUGCUGCCCAUCGCUAACGCCAUCCUGGAGAGCCUCUUCGGGGACCUGGCCACGCUCAAGGACAAGUGCAAGGUCCACAAGCCUGCAGAGGGUGAGGUGAAGCUGCAUGUCCUUCCUUCAGAGCCUUCAGAGAAGCACAUCCUGACCAUGGAGGACGGCAGGGAGGAGGUGGAGAGGAUGGAGACUGCGUCUCCAGAGGAGGUGCGUAUGGAGGCUCAGUACCAGCUGAAGGUCUGGAAGGGUUUCCUCAUCUGCAUCCCCUACUCCGCCAGCAUCGGCGGCACUGCCACCCUUACUGGCACAGCGCCCAACCUCAUACUGGUGGGACAGCUCAAGAGUUAUUUCCCAGAGUGCGACCUGAUUAACUUCGGCUCGUGGUUCGUGUUCGCCUUCCCGCUCAUGUGCAUCUUCCUGGUUCUGGGCUGGCUCUGGAUCUCCUUCCUCUACGGGGGCAUCAACACCAGGUUGUGUGUUAGCAAGCAGGAUGAGAGGGCAGCUGCUGAGGCAAAAGCGCAAGCGGUCAUCGACGAGGACUACAAGAGACUCGGACCUCUAUCGUUUGCGGAGAAAGCCAUCGCUUUCUUCUUCAUCCUCUUCGCCCUCCUCCUCUUCACCAGAGAUCCCAAGUUUGUCACUGGAUGGUCCGUCUUCUUCAACAAAGGGUACGUUUCGGAUGCAGUGACAGGCGUCAUUAUCGUCUCCAUCUUGUUCUUCUUCCCUUCCCAGAAACCCUCCCUCAGCUGGUGGUUCGACCCCAAAGCCCCCAACACUCCAUAUGUGCCGCUGCUGUCGUGGAAGAAGGCUCAGGACGCUGUACCAUGGAACAUCAUUCUGCUACUAGGGGGAGGAUUCGCCAUGGCCAAAGCAUGUGAGGAGUCUGGUCUGGCGGUGUGGAUAGGGGGUCAUCUCCAGCCGCUGGCUCGUAUCCCUCCUGCGGCUGCUGUCAUGCUCAUCACGGCCUUCCUGGCCUCCUUCACCGAGUUCGCCAGCAACACCGCCACCAUCAUCAUCUUCCUCCCAGUCAUCGCUGAGCUGGCCCUGGGCGUGAACGUGAACCCACUCUACUUCAUGAUUCCGGCGACGAUCGGCUGCUCGUUCGCGUUCAUGCUGCCCGUGUCCACGCCCCCGAACUCCAUUGCCUUCGCCUCAGGCCACCUCAUGGUCAAGGACAUGGUGAGGACGGGUAUUGUGAUGAACAUCCUGGGGGUGAUAUGUGUGUCUCUGGCCAUGAACACAUGGGGUCGAGUAAUGUUUGACCUCAACAACUACCCAGACUGGGCACGUCCACUAAACAUCUCCACGGUAACGCCCGCUCUCUCCACCCUCGCCCCACACCUCAACGCCACCCUCUGAAGACGUCCAACCAGCAGCCAUGUUACAGGCCGACCCUCUGA
This is a messenger RNA of Sardina pilchardus (European sardine), 1919 nucleotides long. It is a transcript of the gene slc13a3, whose product is annotated as solute carrier family 13 member 3. Gene Ontology annotation, molecular function: citrate transmembrane transporter activity; sodium:dicarboxylate symporter activity; succinate transmembrane transporter activity. Gene Ontology annotation, biological process: transmembrane transport; citrate transport. The record is from RefSeq and is a predicted model, not a curated record. Bases 76 to 1878 code for a protein of 600 amino acids. Gene Ontology annotation, cellular component: membrane. The transcript is spliced from 13 exons. Lineage: Eukaryota; Metazoa; Chordata; Actinopteri; Clupeiformes; Clupeidae.